GUGUGUAGGGGAAGGAGCGGGGGCGCGCAGAGGCUGCAAGGCGCGUCUCCGCGUUCUGGUAGCUUGAGCCAAACGGGCAGAGAGAGAGAGAGAGAGAGAAAGGAGUGAGUGAGCUGCUACAGCCCCGGGCCCUGGGAGAAGCCACACACAUUCACACCUGUAACACAGAGAGGCAGCAUUGCAGCUGAAGAAAACAGAUGAGAGUCUCUGGCCCUUCAGAACCAGCUCACCCUCUAUGUGGAAUAUGACUGGAUCAUGUCCUACAUGACUUGAAAGCAGAACUCUGCUACCCAAGUGGAAUUUGCUUGCCCAUCUUGGUUCUUUCAAUGGUUCCAGCAUGUGCAAGAACUACAUACCCUGUCAGUGAAGGAGCCCAUCAUGAACAGCUUCAGAUGACUUUGUAACCCCUUUGUCAACAAAGAUGACUUCCACGACUGAAACCAGAACCACUGCAGUUCGGCAAAAUGGGCACAGUGGUGAAGGCAACUCUCGGGAAAAGACUUACAAAAAGACACCAUCAUCUGCACUUCAAGGCUCCAUCCAACUUGGAAUAGGAUACGCUGUUGGGAACCUCACAUCAAAACCAGACAGGGAUGUGCUUAUGCAGGAUUUCUAUGUUGUGGAGAGUGUCUUUCUACCAAGUGAAGGAAGUAAUCUCACACCCGCACAUCGCUACCCAGACUUCAGAUUCAAGACGUAUGCUCCAUUAGCAUUCCGCUAUUUCAGAGAACUCUUUGAUAUAAAGCCAGAUGAUUAUUUGUAUUCUUUAUGCAAUGAGCCGCUGAUUGAACUUUCUAAUCCUGGUGCUAGCGGGUCUUUAUUUUAUGUCACGAGUGACGAUGAAUUCAUCAUAAAGACUGUGCAACAUAAAGAAGCAGAAUUCUUACAGAAGCUGUUACCAGGCUAUUAUAUGAAAUGAGGCAGAAUCGCGAGG
Messenger RNA from Rhincodon typus (whale shark), 934 nucleotides. RefSeq names its product phosphatidylinositol 4-phosphate 5-kinase type-1 beta-like. The record is from RefSeq and is a predicted model, not a curated record. The transcript is spliced from 9 exons. Gene Ontology annotation, molecular function: phosphatidylinositol kinase activity. Lineage: Eukaryota; Metazoa; Chordata; Chondrichthyes; Orectolobiformes; Rhincodontidae. Gene Ontology annotation, biological process: phosphatidylinositol metabolic process. Bases 422 to 919 code for a protein of 165 amino acids.